AUGUCGAAUGACAUCAAGGCAAAAUUAAAACUACGCAAAAAGAAAAAGGUAGCAGAAAAGAAGCAAAAGAAGGAAUUGGAUCUUACCAACGUUAAAAAAAUGCCGACUGAGCAAAAGAAAAUAAGGUUUAAACCAAAUGCGCAAAUGCUAUCUGCCAUAAUACACAACAAUCAACGCACAAACGAUCGCAUGGAUAAGGAGGAACUCAGACGUGCUGAGGAAGCCUUACAGAAAUUGGACAGGUCUGGAAGGAAAGUUAGACUGAUGACUGAGUAUUUGACUGGGAAGAAUUAA
Molecule: messenger RNA, 294 nt
Organism: Babesia microti strain RI
Lineage: Eukaryota; Apicomplexa; Aconoidasida; Piroplasmida; Babesiidae
Exons: 5
Coding region: 1-294 (97 amino acids)
Source: RefSeq, a predicted model, not a curated record